Xylaria bambusicola is the source of this 1331-nucleotide messenger RNA. RefSeq names its product Elf1-domain-containing protein. The coding region runs from base 476 to 874 and encodes 132 amino acids. The transcript is spliced from 5 exons. Gene Ontology annotation, molecular function: RNA polymerase II complex binding. The record is from RefSeq and is a predicted model, not a curated record. Gene Ontology annotation, biological process: transcription elongation by RNA polymerase II. Gene Ontology annotation, cellular component: transcription elongation factor complex. Lineage: Eukaryota; Fungi; Ascomycota; Sordariomycetes; Xylariales; Xylariaceae.
GUGUAGGUAUUCACACAGAGUCACCAACUGGUGCACUCCAUGUCUCGGGAUGAGGUAAGUAGGUACUUAAGUAAGUAAGUCAUUAAAGCGCCUAAGGCCAGGGAUAAUGCCCAGUUAUAGUUAGUAUUCACCUCCCGCCAACCAUAGAUUGUGAUACGCGCAAACGAACAACAUCCAACACACCGAAUCCUAGGCAUGCCAUUUCAAAGCUGUCGCGUGUUCGUCUAAACAGCAUGUUUGGCUGCAAUGGGUGUCUGGCCUUAGUUUUCGCAAUCAACUUAACGUGAAUCAAGUCCAUCAACCAGGGGCGCAUUACGUCAUUUCGAGCAACGCAGUUCUGGGUUUAGAAAAAAAAACCAAAAAGGGCACUUUGUUUGCUUGCUUGAUUCACCUUGCGCCUCCGCGAAACACUCUGCAUUCUGCACGCUUCGUGCCGCAAACCAACAAAUUCUCUCCCUAGGCCGACGCAUUUGCCAUGGGAAAACGCAAGAAGAGUUCGCGAAAGCCUCAGGGCCCCAAGAAGCGCGAGGGCCUAGCGAAGGAGUUUACAUGCCUGUUCUGCAAUCACGAAAAGUCCGUACAUGUCAAGUUAGACAAGAAGGCCGGCGUGGGCCAUUUGUCUUGUGCUGUGUGUGGCCAGCAAUUCCAGUGUGGUAUUCACACCCUCAUGGAAGCUAUUGAUGUUUACAGUGAGUGGGUUGAUGCUGCAGAUGCUGUAGCGAAAGAGGCAGCAAAUGACAGAACUACCGGAUCGGCUUCGUUUACGAGAUCGAGCGCUAGAGCUCCUAUAGUGGAUCGCGAGAUUGAUGAUGAUGAGGAUGAUCACAGAUACGAAGGGGAGGGUAUCGUAGGGGAUGAUGACGACGACUAUUAAUUACUAUGCGACCGUCUCGAGCCAUUAUCAACGCUCAAUAUUCUGUUAACUACAGGAUAUACAUGGAGCCAAGAAGAAGGCCUAGUAAUGGAGUUCUACAGCAGGUUGCGGCUGUACUAUACUGGAUUUCCCGGCCAUUCUAUGGAUUGCUGGUAUGGCAUGAGCUAGGAAUGAAACGUAUCAGGCUCACCAAUAUGAAUUCUUCCCAGCAACUAUACUAUAGUGUCUCCCAUGCGCAUGUGAUGGUGUGGUAAGGGCUCCCUACAUAGUGUAGAAUCUGUCACCAAAGUCGCCUAGUCCAGGCACAAUAUAGCUAGGCUGCUGUCAGUGAAAACGGAUGGCAUCAGAUUAUUUUGAAACUCACUUCUUUGAAUCAAGACCCUGUAAACCCGUUAGUGGAUAGUCAAAUGAUAUCAGCAAAAUCGGAAUACAUACCUGGUCAACAAAUGCAGUAACU